This is a messenger RNA of Emiliania huxleyi CCMP1516, 6996 nucleotides long. RefSeq lists its product as hypothetical. Gene Ontology annotation, biological process: multicellular organism development; regulation of DNA-templated transcription. Lineage: Eukaryota; Haptophyta; Isochrysidales; Noelaerhabdaceae. Bases 1 to 6996 code for a protein of 2331 amino acids. The transcript has 16 exons. The record is from RefSeq and is a predicted model, not a curated record.
AUGAUGGCAUCGCAGGGUGGCGAGCCGCCCGCCACGCCGACCAGGGCUCCGCCCAAGAACGAGUACGUCUACUCGGUGACGGCAGACCGUCGCGUGCCAUUCAUUCCAGACGGCAAGCUGCAGCGCGUCGGACUGCACGCCGGUGUUGAAAACAAUACCGCAAAAGACGUGAGUGGCGGCAAGUGGCAGAAGGUGGGCCAGUACGCGGCCCUCGCGCUAAGCUUGGGCGACGAAGGGACGGUCCAGAGACGGAUCCAGACGUCGGACGGCACCAUCUGGAUCGUCAGCCGGCGCCCGAUCGCUGGCAAAGCCAGCUCCAGCGUCGUUGUGCUCGGAGCCAGCGAGGACGACCAAAGCUUCAAGAUCAAGAUCGGUGCCGACGAGGUCCCGCCGUACCCGUCGCACGCAAGCCGCUACUGCCUCGAGACGGCCGACGGACCGCUCGGCGAGCUGCACGCGUUCCUCUGCGCCGCGGCCCCGCAGGAGCGCCACGAGGUGAUGUGCGCGCUUCUGCUGCGCCAGAACGAUGGUGGCGGCACCUUCUCCUUGAGCGCGCUGGAGGACGUUGUGAGAGCGAGGGUGGCCCAAUGGAAGGGCGGCCAGGCGGCGCUGCAGAAGCAAAAGCGCGAGGCGGAGAAGCGUGAGUCUGCGCUGAAGGACGAGGCGGAGGGCUUUCUCGACGAGGAGGAGCGGGCGAGAAUCAGGCUCGAGCUCAAACAGGCGACCAAAGAGUGCAAGGACCUCAGGGCGGCACUCGGCGCGGCGAAGGGCCUAUACGCGCCCAAGCUUUUCGGCGGUGCAGACCCGCCCUCUGAGCUCGCCGGCACGUCCUUUUGGGAGGCGCUGGUAUUUGUGACCGAGGUGGAGGACGCGAUGGAUGUGCCAGACGAGCGCGAGAAGAACGUGCGGGUCAUGUACGACGUUGUCCAGGGCAGCGGGCCCAACCCCGAGCCGCUGUCGCUGCCUGAUGCGCACGUCAUGCUUGCCAUUGGCCGCUCCGACGGGAUCUAUGAUGCGCUGAUCGUCUCCGCGGACCCGAAGAAGUUCUCCGGCAGCGCCCUCUUCGGCGCUCGCCUCCGCUGCUGCUCUGUGAGCCUCGACAACUACAUCGCCACGCCGGCCAAAUUCGAUGCGCGUUGCGUUGUGCUCUACACGGACCCGUUGCCGUCGCUCGCGGGCAAGUUUGAGGCUGCCAGGCUCGAGGCGAGGACGCCAUCGGUUUCAUUGGUCGAGACUACGCAGGACUCGUCGCCCGAAGUCGUGCUGCGCCGCAUCCUCGCGUGCUGCGUCGAGAAGGUCGACAUGAAGGCCGCCGUGCAGGCCCGCGUGUUCGAUGAUGUGGCGGCCGGCCGCCUGAGCAUCGAGGACGACUGGGCGGCGGGGGACCCGGUCGAGGACCCCCCGGAGAGCGGCGUGUGGAAGGUGACGGUGGUGGCGACGUACAAGGCGCCGCCGGUGCCGCAGGGCAUGGAGGAGGAGGUGGCGGCGCGCGGCCCGUCGUGGGAGCAGGCGAAGGUGGCGGAGGCGCUGCUGCGACGGACGCGUGCGAUGCUUGGCGGCGAGGCCUUCGACAAGUUCACCGACAUGCAGUUCCUCAUCCUCGUCCCUGCCUUCACCACGCUCAAGGCGCAGACCGCCUACCGCGUGCGGCGAGCGGGGCUAACCGAGCGGGGCAGCAACGACGACGAGUUCUCCAAGGUGAUCAUGCAUAGCUGCGGCGACUCGGCCAAGUACUUCGAAAAGUUCAAGGCCAAGGCGAUCAAGGACAACGGGACCACCCUCUUCGUCAUCAUUGCCGACGAGUGCCACUACUCGCCCACGCGGGGUGGCUACCAGUCGGUCUACGUCAACGACGCGAAGCUACUCGGCCUGCCGAACCUCGUCGUCCUCCUCAACUCGGCCACGCCGUUCAACUGCCUCACGCGCAAGUCGCGCAUCACGGGCCCCCUCACCUCGGACUCGUGGUGCGACCCUCUCUCGCUCGAGCCCGGCCACGAGGACCCCACGUCCAACAUCAUCCGCUGGCGCCCUGAUGGCCGCGGCCGCUACCGAGACAUCGACUUCUUCGUCAACUCCAUCGCCUUCUCCGUGCCUGAGGGCAAGCGCGAGCUGCGCCUUACCUACCAGGCGCCGCUCACGUGCAAGUACGACAAGAACGCGGCGCCCGGGGACAUUUAUGACACCGGUCGCUUCAGCUUCGUGGCGAAAUGCACCGCCGUGCAGGUCCUCCUCUGCGGGGGCGAGCACUCGGUGCUGCCACUGCUCGGUUUCUCCGACUCGCAGUUUGAGAGCGGCUACCUCAGCCUCCCACUCGUAGCGGCGAAUCCCGCCGACAUCGAUCGCGACCACCCGGUCGCUGCGCAACGCGUGCGCUCGGACACGAACUUCGCGGACAAGUUCGGCCGAUUCAAUGGGCGGUUUGGCACGCGCACGAAGCGGGCCAAGACGAAGUCUGUCGGAGAGCUCGUACCGCGAUUCGGGGGCAAGUCAAAGGGCCGCAAGGCGACGCAAGGCGGCGAGGCGAAACGCAUCGUCGUCCAAGACGGCCACCUGUUCAUGUGCGACUACCUCCUCUCGCUCGCCUACUAUGCCCUCCUGCGCGUCGGCGUCGGAUGGCACGAGCCAGGCGCUGCGAUGCUGCUCGGUCUCAACCAGUCUGAGCGACGCCUGACACAGGCCGAGUCCAUCGACGGGCUCUUUGGCGGCAGCAUCGUGCCAGUGCCAACGCUGAGCCCUGCAGACAAGGGAUCCCUCUUCCGUGCGCUGCUGCGCCGCCUGGCGGUGGGACAGCCCAAACUGCCAUGCUGCAACGGCAUGACGCUCGAGUGGUACGACAUGACGGCGCUGCUGGUCGACCACCUGUACGAGAAGGAGCUGGCGCGCGCGAAGAAGGAGAUAGAAGCGCUUCGCGAGGGUGGCGCUGAGGAGGAGGACAACGAGUCGGCGCCACCGCAGCCAGUCACCGAGGACGUCACUGAGGACGAGGCUCUGCGCUACAUAUUCAAGCAGAAGCUCGAUGGCGAGCGCAAGGCCAAGACGUCGACGGACGAGGAGAGCUGGUUCACCGAGACUGACCGCAACGUCCUCGCGCUGCUCGACCAGACGCGCAACGCGCGUGGCUGCCUGUGGGGGCAGAUGAUCCUGAUGCGCGUGUACGAGAACCAGGAGAACCUGACCAUGCAGACCGUGCUGCGCGACGCGCUCGAGAAGCUCGGCCUCGCGGCGCCAGGUGGCAGCGACGUGCGGGCGUUCUCAGUGCUUUCGGACAUCGCGGAGACGAUCUGGGGCGACCGCGACGGCGAGGUGUGCAAGCUUCCGGAAGGCUCGCCGCCGUUGACGCUGCAGGACAUCCUCAAUCGGAAGCUCGCCUCAUACCAGCGAGAGUCGGCGCAGGGCGUGCGCGCGCCCCGCGCCGAGCUGAGCUACGCCGACCUCCACAACGUGCCGAUGCUGCUCAUCGUGACCGAGAAGGCGCGCAUGGGCGACACCUUCCCACACUCGCUCGUGAGCCUCGACCUGCGCCUGCGCACGGCCGGCACGCUCGUCGCCUUCACGCAGGAGCUCGGCCGCAUGUGCCGCUACCCGGCGACGCGGCUGCUGCACGGCGCGACCAAGCCUCUUAGCGUGAGCGGAGUGCUCGCCGCGCUCGGUGCCGCCGACGCCAGGUCCGCCGCUGAGAUGGAGAUGGAUGACGGAGCUGAGACGCUGGUGGCGGAUGACAUCGAGGCGGUCCGAGCUGCGGCCGAAGCCAGGCGGCUGCUGGAGCUCGAGCUGCCGAUGAUGGUCGUGCUUGCCGGCGGCACCGACCAGGACAUCGUCGCGCACGUCCACUCGCUGCCCGAGCUCUGCGCGGAGCUGCGCAAGCUGCUCGACCCGCAGCUGCGCAAGCAGGACGACCCGCUCAACGGGAGCGUGGUCACGCACUUCGACCUGCACUGCUACUUCGACCGGCUGCCUCGCGCGAUCGUCCGGCAGGACGUGCAAAAGCUGCUGGUGGCGGGAAUCGAUGCCAAGCAGUCGAAGGCGCCGCAUUCGCGUGAGAUUACGGCGCUGCAAUGCGUGAAGAUGAAGGAGGGGCUCGACAUGUACAUGCGGCCGAUCAAAGGCAAGCUGUCGAACAAGGCGAUGCACGAUCGCAUCACCGAGGGGGCCAACCCGCUGCACGACUACCACGACAACUACGAGCCGACGACGGGCAAGGUGGACACCGGCGAGGGGAAGAAGCCGCCACACUACGACGCGGUCGACGAACCCCAGACGCAUGCGAAGCGCUUGCUGCUCUUCGCCGAGUGCCAGAUCGGCAAGACCGGCGCCUACCUCCACUUCCUCACGCGACUGACGGAGGAGGUGCGCGGCUCGAACCUUCCGUCGGUUUUCAUGUCGAAGAAGGGCAUCGACCAGCGGUGGAGCUGGUUCUUCCCGUACUGGGAGAACAUCGGGCGACAACGCCUCAAGUACGAAGAGCCAAAGGAGGGCCACUACUACCAGGCCGUGGCCAAGGGGCGGAUGUCGAAGCUGCAGGAGCUCGCUGUCGCGCCGCCGCCUGCGCCGCUUCGGACUUGGGCCGACGAGUACUGCGACUGGCUGCUGAGCCCGUCGGGCGAGUGCAUCGUGUCGAAGAAGGGCUGCGCUGCGGUCGAGGAACUGCGCGUUAAGCUCAAGCUGGCGGACGGGACGGCGAAGCAGAUGCCUGUUGACACAGCGACUCGCGCUGUCCGUGACGACGAGGGUGCAAGGGAGGCUGUGCGGCUCUGCGUCGACUGGGACGGGCGAAUGGCCCGCCUGCGCCAGCUGCACAAGGACUUCAGCGCGCUCCGGCAGCCAGGCUUGAACCCGGCCGCGUUGAUCUGGGACAAGCCGCCAACGCACCGCGGCGCCGCACGAGUCAUCGCGAAGCCAAAUGUCGUGCCCGCGGGGGGCGCCGUGCGCGCUCAGCACGCCGCGCCCCAACGCAAGCCUGGGGAUGACCGCUCGUCGGACGUUGUCGACGUCGCCGUGGGGGCCAAGCGGUUCGGCGGCGGCGCGGAGCUGCUCGAGCCCUUCACGUGCCGUCUGCACGUGCCAGGCUGGAUGAAGAACCGCCUGUGGACUGACGCACAACGCGUGAACAUCGCUGGCCUUGCCGUGCGGUGGAUGUUCACCUGCUCCUACGGGGGCGCGCAGAAGGUGACCGUCCGCUUGAACCGCGACUGUGCGAUGGCGCCGCUGAAGCGGGAGCAGUACGUCCAAGUGCUGAUGCUGCGACCGCGAGACGCGUCGCCAGCUGAUCGCGCAGCGUUCGACGAGUAUCUCCGUUGCUGGGGCUCGAUGUACAUCAUCGCGGAGAUGCCCUCGACGAUGCAAGUGCGGUACGCGCACGACGCGCCACCCCUCCAGCUGCAGGUCGAGGUAGGCCGCAUCGGCUACGCGCGCCUCGUCUGCCAGCUGCUCGCAAACGAGCUCGGGCUGGACGAGAUAUGGAUGCUCGACGACAACGUCGAGCGCUGCUGGGCGAUCGACAUCGACCCUGACUCCGUCGCGCCACGCACUGGCGUGGACGGCGUGGUGAAGCUGCGCGAGUGCGGUUUCGCCACCGUCAUGCAAGGCAUGGAGCUGCUGCUCGACCGCGGUGACAAGGACAACGUCGACGAGCAGCUGCCGCUCGUCUCGGCGGCCGCCACCGAGCACAUCACCUUCGAUGCCGAGACUGAGCGGGGGAAAUCGCCACCUCGCCGUGCCCUCGCGAACAGCGGCUCGGCGCCGCUCGUGAUCCGAGGAGGAGGCGGCCCCGCCGCCGUCGACCCCGCGCCGCUGGGCUCUCUUCGCCAGUACAGCGGCGAUAAGCUCGCAUACGGCAUCCUCGGCAUGCAGCGCGACGACCCUCGCAACCGGCUGCGGCAGCGGCGCGGCUUCCUGGCGACUCACUCCGUCUACUCGUUCUUCUUGCUCAACGUGCGCGCCACGCUGGACAAGGGCGUCCUCUAUCCGGCCAAGGCAAUCUGGGAGGACGUCGAGUUUCUGCACAUGGUCGACGAGGCCGGUCUGGCCAUCUGCAAGUUCAGCCGCUACAUUCACAAGAAGCGCCACUUGCGCCGCGACGUUGAGCCAAAGCCCGACGGCCCCGACGACGGCUCCGACACCGACACCGACACCGACAUCGACCCGCCGUUGCCACGGCUGGAGGAGAUGUUGAAGGAGGAGCAGUACGGCAUGAUACACAAGGGCCAGGGCUGGCCAUGCCCGCGGCUCAUCUCCCCGGACGAUGCCCACGAAUGGCUGGAUGCAGCCUCGGUAAAGCCGCUUCUUGAUGAGCACCAGGCGUCGCCAGAUGCGGCGCACUCUGCGCUUGUGGCACUCCAAGUCCCGGAGGACGGGCUGGCCCCCUCCUUUGAGGAGAUGAUCGACCUUUUGAACCGGCUCAAUACGCAGAAUCUCGACUGGGUCUUUUUGCUGGUGCAAGUCCAGAGUGUUGCGAGCGACGGCGACGGCGAUGAGUUCACGCCAUCAGUUCAGGCGCUGCUCUACCGCAUGCCUGAUCUUUCUGCGACGGCGGUGGAAGCUGUGUCGGUCGGUGCUGUGCACGGGUAUGUGGGGUGGAAAGCGCCCGAUGGCAAACUCCACCGCACCGUCGAGCACGAGGGUCUCGAGUACUACGUGCUCACACUGCCACUCAAGUCGGGUAAGGGUACCAAGCGGCCCCGGCCUGCCGACCAGGACGAUGGCGGCGGCGGUGGCAACCGGGCGACCGCUUACAUGGACCGGGUCAGGCAGGCGCUCGGGCCGGACUUCGAAGACAUACUGGCGCAGCACAGGCGUGACACGCCGAGCUUGAUCGCCCACGUGCUGCAGCUUUUCCACGGCCACCACGAGCUCAUCGUCGGGCUCAACACCUUCCUCCCGGCGACGGAGCAGCAGCUGCUGCUGCAGCAGGCCGGGGAGGCUGAGCUCCUCGCGAGCAGAGACGUGAACGCUACGCCGCACAAUCGCGUCGGAGGCGGUUUUGGCCGCGCUGCGUGA